CCAUCAUUCCCUACACGCUCCACCUUCCAAAACUCCCUCUCCUUUCACACACUCUCUCUCUCAAUCAAUCUCUCCCGAAUUACACAGUUCCCACAGUCCACCGACCAAAUGGCUCGACUCCUCACUCAAGCUCUCCAUCUCCGCCACUCCCUCCUGCGCCGCCCUCUCCUCCCUCCCUAUCUCACCCAGGCCCACCGCGCUGGCUCCUUCCGAUCCGGCAAGGCCGAGUUAAUCGAGAUCGAAGUCGAGCCCUCCCCCUCGUCGUCGCCAAGUGAUUCAGAGAAAUUAAUGCUGAAGAAGCUGGACGACAUCGUUCAGACUAUCGUCGUCCAGAGGGCCACCCCCGAUUGGCUCCCCUUCGUUCCCGGCUCCUCGUUCUGGGUCCCACCUCGACACGCUCCGUUGAAAGUGGCCGACUUGAUUGGCAAAUUGGCUAACCAGCUCACAUUUGAAGAAAUCCUCUCUGUUGCUACCGAUCGAGGAUGGCCUUGCUCCCAAUUUUUCAUCAAUGGCGGCAUUGGAACUGCAGAAACAAGGGAGGUGGAUACGGAGGCAGAAGGAUCAACACCAAUAGAGGUGGAGGUGGAGGUCAAGGUUUUGACUGAUUCCCAGAAGUCAUCUCGCUGCGAGGAUGAUUAAGGAUUUCUCAUCUCUCUAUCAGCCUGGUUGCUUGGGUUUAGCAGUAGCUAGGUUGGAAAUCUGUCAGACGGGUUUAUCUUUUACCUAUCUGAUUCAGAGUGUGCAAAAGUGAAGUGGCCAUGUUUUAGUUGUUCGGCAGCACCAUAUUGGGACACGAAUGGCCAGAGCGGGACAGAAUGGUGUGUAUGGGUUGGGGUGGUGGAGAAGGUGGUGGAGGAGAUAAUGAAGGGUCAUGUAAAAUUGGUGUUGUAAAAUGGAGAGAAUGGGGUAUAGAAGAUUCUUCUUCUCUUGUACAACUUAAGCAGCAUUAGUAUAAAUUCAUCUUUUAAAUGUUGAAGCAUAUAAACAUUUGUGAAAACUUUGGAUUUGGAUCACCAACUUAAAAGUUGGAUUACAUGUUCUUGAUUUCUUGUACUUUAAGAUGAAGAUGUCCAAGUUGGCUCAAACUAUAACCUAGAAAGAUACGUGUUAUUCACGUUCUUUAUGAGACAUCUGUAUCCAUGGAUCGAGUUUCUUUUUCUUAA
Pyrus x bretschneideri (Chinese white pear) is the source of this 1163-nucleotide messenger RNA. RefSeq lists its product as uncharacterized. The coding region runs from base 109 to 639 and encodes 176 amino acids. The transcript has 3 exons. Lineage: Eukaryota; Viridiplantae; Streptophyta; Magnoliopsida; Rosales; Rosaceae. The record is from RefSeq and is a predicted model, not a curated record.